Molecule: messenger RNA, 2100 nt
Organism: Aspergillus campestris IBT 28561
Lineage: Eukaryota; Fungi; Ascomycota; Eurotiomycetes; Eurotiales; Aspergillaceae
Product: Leucine Rich Repeat domain protein
Exons: 3
Coding region: 363-2015 (550 amino acids)
Source: RefSeq, a predicted model, not a curated record
AUUUUGGGACGAACCUACGUCCGCACCAUAUAUAGAACCAAGAGGCCCCUCCCACCCCGCCGACACCUGCAUCAUGUCCUCCGCCAUGGCCUCUGCCGGAUUCUCCGCCCAUAAACCUUCCUGCCCUCGACUCUCCACCAUCACUGCAGGCGACACCUCCCCCGUGGACCACUCACGCAGCUCGUCGCCGCUUUCCUCUGGCUCCUCGCCCGACGGUUCCCGCUCCAGCAGCCGCCGUCGUCCCUCGUGCGGCUCCAUCAAAGAAGACGUUGACGGUAAGCCGAGCAUGUAUCGCUCAAUCGUUUGUGGAUACUCACAUUGAAGAGUCCCCCAAGGAGCAGAAGCAGCCCGCCGGGCCCGAGAUGCAGCAACCGCCGCAAUUCUGCUGCCCCUGCGGCGGCUUCCUCGGUUGGAAGCAGAUCCGACUGGGGGGCCGGAGCAUGAGCCGCAGCUACAGCGACCUGCGAAGCCUCGGGGGGAUGCAGUCUCGUGGCUGGGCCUGGGAGUCGACCCCGACGCCCACGCCGCCUCCCAAGAUCGAUGUGAAGAAGGAGGAACCCAAGGCCGCCCCGGUCCCGGGCUUGUCCCCUCUCGAGAAGAUGCCUCCAGAGGUUCUCGAUCAAAUCAUCUCUCAUCUGGCGAUCGACGUCCCGCCCAACGGCUACGCACCGCGCAACGUGGAUCUGAUUGCCUGCCUGCUCACCUCCCGGACGUUGCACGCGGCCACCCUCGGUGUGUUGUACAGGAACAUGACCUUCCCGCACUCCAUCAUCUUCUCCAAGGCUCUCAACCACAUGUCGUCCUAUCCGGCGCUCGGCACGCUGGUUCGCCGCCUUGAUUUCUCCCACUUCACCUCGGUGGGGCUGGGACGCACCAAGCAGAUGAACGCCGAGAUCCAGAACCUGACCCCGCGCACCCUGCUGCAGUGCCUCGACCUUCUGCCCAACCUGCGCGAGUGCCUGCUCCAGGAGCAUGUGGAAGGCGACCUGAGCGUCGACGUGCUGCGCAAGUUAUUCACCGGCCUGCCCAACCUCGCCGCCAUCGACCUCUGCGGCUGUUCCACCCAGUCCUUCUCGGCCGUCUUCCAAGAGGCCCUGAUCACGGGGCCCAACCUGCCCCUGACCCUGCCGAACCUGCGUCGCCUCUCGAUGCACGAGUGCAGCAGUCUGCCGGCCUCCGCCUUUGAGACGCUGCUCCCGCGCCUCAUCAACCUGACCCACCUCGAUGUCACCCACACCCAGAUCAGCGAGGCGGCCCUGUUCGCCAUCCCCGAGACCGCCCGCAUCACUCACCUGGGCCUGUCCCGGUGCACCCGCCUCCGGGGGCCCCGGGUCGUGGACUUUUUGACCACCCACCCGGCCGUGUGCGACUCGCUGGUCUUUUUGAACUUGCUGACCGAUCCCUCGCGGUUCCGGCUGCUCGACGAGGAGGACGUGUCCCGGCUGCUCCCGAAGCUGCCCGCCACCCUGCGGUCCCUCAACCUGGGCGGCGCCAAGGUCACGUCCGCCCACGCCAACGCACUGGUGCCCCUGACCAAGCACCUGGAGGAGCUGGGCUUGAGCUCCGCCGAGCUGUCGGCCCAGAACAUCAACGCCUUCCUGGCCCCGCCCGCCGUACCCGCCGGCGAGGAGGCGACCCCCUGGGUCCCCUCCGCGCUGUGCUACCUGGACCUCAACCGCGCGCCCCAGCUGUCCCUCGGCACCGUCUUCAACACGAGCACCUGCCUCCUCCUGGGACAGCAGGGCUGGCCCCUGCAGGUCAUCGAGUUCAGCGACAAGCUGAUCGCGCCCCUGCGCGAGCGGACCCGCAACGCCAAGACCAACCUGGGCUGGACGGUGCGCGAACUGGGUCGUCGCGGCUGGUACGUUCGGGAUCCCGCCUCGAUGCCGAACCAGCCGGUCGACGACGGGUCCCGGGGAUGGAAGAUGGGCGCCCGGUGGUGGGGCAUGCGCAAGAUCCCGGUCGCCGUCGGCGAUGUGGGUGGAAUUUACGGACACUACAUGUUCAAGAAAUGACCGACUCGUGACUGGUGUUUCUGCUAUACUUUCUUGUUUACGUUAUACCCUUGUUCAUAUUUUUCUGUUUUGUUCUGUUUUUGUU